Molecule: messenger RNA, 2221 nt
Organism: Scleropages formosus (Asian bonytongue)
Lineage: Eukaryota; Metazoa; Chordata; Actinopteri; Osteoglossiformes; Osteoglossidae
Product: EF-hand calcium-binding domain-containing protein 6
Exons: 14
Coding region: 281-2056 (591 amino acids)
Molecular function (GO): calcium ion binding
Source: RefSeq, a predicted model, not a curated record
GCAGCUGAGGAACGUUCUGGAGCAGCUGAAAGUGCGCUUGGAGAACCGCGAGUUUGUCAAGUUGUGGAGGCGAUACGAUGAGGACAGGCUGGGAGUCGUCCGGCUGGACGUGCUGCUGAAGAAACUGGGUCCGAGCUCCGGGGAGCAGCUCGGAGCGACUGCCGAUGAAGACAAGGCGGGAAAUCUGGGCCAGGCUUUCUAUGAGGCAGAGGAGGAGCGCCAGGCUUCCAUCGCCGUGGAGACGUGGCUGAAGGACAGGUUCAGAGAAGGUGUCCAGAAGAUGAAGACUGAGUUUGACAAACUGGAUCCUGAGAGCUCAGGAAAGGUGCGGCCCGACAGCUUCCUGAAGGUGCUGCACACGUUCGGCCUGCGCCUGAAGGCGAAGCACCUGAGGCUCUUCCUGGCCAGGUGUGGUCUGGAGGUUAGGAAGAUGGGCAUCGACUACCCAGAGUUCCUCAGGAGGUUUCAGGACCGUGGCGAGGAGGGUGUCCUGCACAGGAUUCUGAGCAACCCGAAGCACAGGUUCCACCAGAGCGAGAGCGCGAGUCACAUGACCUCCGUGAGUGCCGUGGAAGCCCACCUGACCCGGCUCUUCCAGUCCGAGUACCUGGCUCUCCUGGACAUAUUCCGGAACCUGGACGAACUGGGCAAGAAGGUCGUGAGUCAGACGGAGUUCCGGGCCGCUCUGGAGAGCAGGUUCCGGCUGGAGAUGAGCGACGCUCAGUUUGAACAGCUGCUGGACAUCCUGCCGCUGGACGCUGACGGGAACGUGCAGUACCUGCUCUUCAUGGCCGCCUUCGACACGCGGGGAGCAGCUCCCAGUCUGUUCGAACCCCGACUGGCGGAAGGCGGCUAUCCGUCCAACCGUGGCCCCGAGGGUCGAGACCUGGGAGCGGAGCGGGCUGAACCGGGCCGAGAGAGGAGCACGGGCCAGCUGUUCGAGAUCAUCAAGGGCCUGGUGAGGAAGGACUUCCCAGCCGUGCAGGCGGCCUACGAGCAGCUGGACGAGAGGAACACCCGGCGGAUGACGCAGGAAGACGUGUUUCGGCUGCUGAAGAGGCGAGUCUGCGGAGCCUCUGCUCACAUUCCCGAGAGCGGCUCCUGGCUGAAUGGGACAUCGCCGCCGAUUUGCAUAAUCGGGCCGCCGAGCUGGUUUUCAGGCCCCGGGAAGCACAUCAGGUCCGUGCCAAGCCCAGGAAGGUUCCGCAUCCGCCCGGAAGUGAGCCGGGGCGAGGUGCGCAGGCUCUGGGCGACGCUCCUCACGAACCAGGACAAGACGCUCGACUUCCUACAGUUCGUCAGGCACUUUGGCCACUCGCCCAAGUCGGCCUGUUUCCCCAACGCCAAGGUGUGUCCCCCCAGGACGGGGGACGAGGACCGCCGGAAGCGCUCCCGAAGGCUCAACUGCGUCUCGGACAUACUGGUGGACGCCGUGCGGGCCAAGGUGGAGCUUCUUUGCCACCAGCUCUGGGCGGAGUUUCGGGAGCUGGACCCGUACGGAACGGGGUUCGUGAGCCAGGAGGAGUUCAAGCGCAUACUGACGCACCUCUGCACUCAUCUCAAUGAGUAUGAGUGCGUCGCCCUGGGGAGGAAGUUUGACAUCAACGCCGAUGGACGCGUGUCUUAUGUGCAGUUUCUCAAGCCCUUCGCCUCAAGGGGCCGGAAGCGGAUGCAUAAAUCCAAUGUGGCCGCCAUCCUGGAGUCGUACCGCGCCUGGGAGGAGCCGCUGGCGGAGGGGGGCCUGCAGGGCCUCGGGCUGAGGGGGAAGUUCCAGGGGGAAGGCCGUGCCCUGCGCAGAGCCUUCCGGAAGCUCGACAGCUCCGGCACCGGGCUCCUGCCGCCCGCCGAGUUCCGAGCCGUCCUCAAGCUGCGCGGCGCCACCCUGGACGACGAGACGAUGGGUCGCGUCCUGGAGCGCUACAGCCUAAGGGGGGGCGGCUCCGUCGACUACGGGAAGUUCCUGCUGGAGGUGUGCGGGCAGCCCCCCCGCAGCCGUCCCGACGCCGACUCCCCGGGUCAGAGGUUCAAGAGUGCACAGGGGGCGGCCCCUCCCUGAUGGGUUGUCGACAGGGUUGCUUUUCGAGCAGAAAUGGGUUAAAUUUACAGGGAAAUUCGGAUUUCAGGGUUUGCGCAGCUCGCUGAAGACGAGUCGCCAGACGCGUGUGGAAAACAUGAGGAUCAGAUGAAAUCACAGAUAAAUAAUAAUAAAUGUGGUAGUAAG